CUUCACUAAAAUUAAGGUCUGAAGUAAGCUAUCUAUAGACACAUAUACAACUGCAUAUACAACUGCCAAAGCUAUUCUUCGUCUCAUCCUUCCCUGUCUCUGUUUCUGUUUCUCUUCCUCCUUUGACUCGCAAUCUUCUCGUCCAUAGCCUCUGAUAGCCUCUGAUCCCUUUCCCCUAUAGAAGAGGGUCGAGAGCGAAAAUGCCCGCAACGGAAUACCAGGGUUCUUCCGUUCACUUAGCAUUUUUAAGCCGCCCGAUCCUCAGUAUCCGCAGAAACCAAAUCAUUUCCAUGGAAGGAAACUCUGACCAAGAUGAUUCUGAACUCUUCCAGAAACAUGUCUCUGAACGCUUCCUCGAUCUCUCCUCUUCCCCCACCUCUACCACUACCACUACCACUACCACCUCCUCCGACGCUGCUGCCGCCACCUCCACCACCACCAACGAUGCCGACAACUUCCUUUCCAUCGCUUGGCUCCGGAAGCUUCUCGAUGUCUUCCUCUGUUGUGAAGCAGAGUUCAAGGCUGUUAUCUUCCUCGGUCGCGAUGCUUCCCAAAUCAGCAAACCUCCCCUCGAUCGCCUUACCCCUGAAUUGCUCGAUCGGACGGUCAAAGCCCUCGACAUUUGCAACGCUAUCACCCACGGCAUCGAGAUGAUCCGCAAUUGGCAGAAGCUGGCCGAGAUCGCACUCUUGGCACUCAAGCAGAGUCCUCUAGGAGAAGGCCAGGUUCGGCGCGCCAAGAAGGCUUUGAAUUCAUUGCUCUCCUCCAUGACUAUCGACGACAAGGACGCUGUCAGCAGCAGGACGGCGGAUCGGGCAUGGUCUUUUGGCCGGAGAGGAUCAGGUGCCGCUGCAGCAGCCGCUGCCGCAGUCGCUGCCGCCAAGGAGCGCACUGUCGGACCUCCCAGGCUGUUCACUUCGUGGAGCGUUCCGAAGAACUGGUCAGCUUCCAAACAAAUCCAGGCGAUGUGCUCCAAUCUAAUGAUGCCACGUGGGACGGACCCCACGGGAAUGGCCAUGCCGGUCUUCAUCAUGAGCACCGUUCUGGUGUUCGUAACGUGGACCUUGGUGGCGACGAUUCCGUGUCAGGAUCGGUCCGGACUCCUGAGUCACUUCGCGCUGCCUAGGCAGCUGAGCUGGGCGGGACCCAUAAUUGGUUUGCAGGAAAGGAUCGCAGAGGAAUGGAAGAAGAAGGAGAAGAAGAAAUCCACUGGGUUACUGGAUGAGAUGCAGAGGUUGGAGAAGUGCGGCCAAUCGUUGAUAGAGUUCGCAGACUCAAUUCAGUUCCCGGCGGAAGAGGAGAAAUUGGAGGAGAUAAGUGUGCAGGUGACUGAGUUGGCGGAGAUGUGUAGGAAGAUGGAGGAAGGAUUACUUCCAUUACAGAGGCAACUCAGAGAAAUGUUUCACCGGAUCGUGAGGAGCAGGACAGAGAUCCUUGAUGUCUUGGAACAAAACGAAAAAUAUUACUCACCGGUUUUGUAACCAAAAGGGUAAAAACAGAAAAUUCUUCAAUCGAAAUUUUAAUUCAAUAUUUUUUUCUUUUUUGAUGUAUAAUCUUCCUGUUCGUAAUGCCAAUAUAGUUUAAUUGCUGAAGAAAAAACUAGAAAACAAAAU
Molecule: messenger RNA, 1613 nt
Organism: Macadamia integrifolia
Lineage: Eukaryota; Viridiplantae; Streptophyta; Magnoliopsida; Proteales; Proteaceae
Product: protein ROH1-like
Exons: 1
Coding region: 201-1481 (426 amino acids)
Source: RefSeq, a predicted model, not a curated record